Molecule: messenger RNA, 1125 nt
Organism: Malassezia restricta
Lineage: Eukaryota; Fungi; Basidiomycota; Malasseziomycetes; Malasseziales; Malasseziaceae
Product: homoisocitrate dehydrogenase
Exons: 1
Coding region: 1-1125 (374 amino acids)
Biological process (GO): isocitrate metabolic process; tricarboxylic acid cycle
Cellular component (GO): mitochondrion
Molecular function (GO): magnesium ion binding; NAD binding; isocitrate dehydrogenase (NAD+) activity
Source: RefSeq, a predicted model, not a curated record
AUGCGACCAACAGGCAGGAUGUGGCAGCGAGCGCUACGGAUCGGCAUGAUCCCUGCGGAUGGCAUUGGGCGUGAGGUGCUGCCUGUUGCGCAGCGUGUCAUGAGUGCUGCGCCUGGUGCGCCCCCGUUCGAGUUUGUGCCGCUCCCCGCGGGCUUUGAGCUCUUCCAAAAGACGGGCGAAGCACUGCCACAAGUGACGAUCGAUACACUGAAGAACGAGUGCGACGGUGCGAUGUUCGGCUCUGUGUCGAGUCCAUCGCACAAGGUCGAGGGGUACUCGAGCCCCAUUGUACGACUGCGCAAGGAGCUCGGCCUCUACGCCAACAUCCGCCCCGUCAGUGGUCCUGUGCUGCCUGGCUCGCCGAUCAAGGUGCCGGUCGAUAUCGUGACGAUUCGCGAGAACACGGAGUGUUUGUACAUCAAGCAGGAGACGCUGGAGGAGACGCCGCACGGCAAAGUGGCGCGCGCCAUCCGCCAGAUUUCCGAGUCGGCGUCUACGCGCAUUGGCAAAAAGGCCCUGGACGUCGCCCUGGCUCGCCAGGCGAUGCGUGCGGCGGCAGGCAGCGCGCAGCAGACGAAGGUGACGAUCUGCCACAAGUCGAAUGUGCUGUCCGUCACGGAUGGCCUGUUCCGCACGUCCGUGCGCCGUGUGUACGACAGCGACAAGAGGGAGCAUGGCGGACAUGGCCGCUACGAGGGCCUCGUACUGGACGAGCAGCUCGUCGAUAGCAUGGUGUACCGCAUGUUCCGUGAGCCGAAUGUGUUUGAUGUCGUGGUGGCACCGAACCUGUACGGCGACAUUAUCAGCGACGGCGCCGCGGCCCUGGUCGGCUCGCUGGGCCUCGUGGCGAGCGUGAAUGCGGGCGACACGUUCAUUAUGGGCGAGCCUGUGCAUGGCUCUGCGCCGGACAUUUGUGGCAAGAACAUGGCGAAUCCGAUGGCUGCCGUGCGCUCAGCGGCGCUCAUGCUCGAGUACAUGGGCUACACGGAGCCGGCGCUGGCCAUCUACCGCGCCGUCGACCAUGUGUUGGUGCAGGGCCAGGCGUGGACGCCCGACCUGCCGGGCGGCACGGCGACGACGUCUGACGUGGAGGCGGCGAUCCUUCGUGCGCUACAAGACUCAUGA